AUGUUCGGAAUCGCAGCCCUUCUGCUAUUGCUCCUAGCAACAACAUUUGCAACAGCAGCGCCCAACUGCCCACCCCUCGGCCCCGUCUUCGAAAAGCCGCGAAACUUCAAGUCCAGCGCCGCCAUCCGCGCCGCCCUCGCCAACCUGACCGAGACCUUCCAGGCCCGCGACGCCGACAACUCGGCCGCCGUCCGCGCCAACAUUACGAGCUACAGCCUUGAGGUGUUCAGCAUCAGCGACACCGACCCGGUCGUCUUCAGCUGGCACCACACCGCGCCCGCGCACGCCUCGAGCAAUGUCACCAAUGGCGGAGUCAAGGAGACGGACGCCGACACGGUCUAUCGCCUGGGCAGCUUGACCAAGAUCUUUACGGUUUAUACGUGGCUGGCGCAGGACGGGGAUGUGAGGUGGAAUGAGCCGAUUACCAAGUAUGUGCCGGAGCUGGCGAAGGCGGCGGAUAAGGCGAAGGAUGAUCCGGUCGGGAACGUGGCGUGGGGGGAGGUGACGGUGGGGAGUUUGGCUGGACAGCUUUCGGGGGCUGUGAGGGAUUAUGGCCUGAUGGGCGAACUUACUCAGACGGUGGACCAGAACACCGCGGUUCAGCUUGGGUUUCCGGCUCUGAAUAGCUCGGAUCCGACUCUGCCCAAGUGCGGCGUUUGGCCUCAUUGUAACAGGACUGCCUACACCAACACCGGCUUCCAAAUCCUCGCCUACGCGCUCGAGUCCAUCAAGGGCAAACCCUUCCAGACACUCAUGGAGGAAUCCAUCCUCCACCCGCUCAACCUCUCCCACACCUUCUACAACAAGGCCCCCUCGAACCUCGGCAUCAUCCCCGGCCCCGGCACCCCCUCCGACGCCCAAUGGGACUACCAACUCGGCGACGAAAACCCCGCCGGCAACAUGUACUCCUCCGUCCGGGACAUCUCCGCCCUCGGACGCUCCAUCAUGCGCUCCACGCUGCUGGCUCCCGUGCUCACCAACCGCUGGCUCAAGCCGGCCGCCUUGACUUCCGAACCCAACGCCGGCGUCGGCUACCCCUGGGGCAUCCGGCGCAUCGUUUUGUCCAGUGUAACCAACGGCAAGCGCGUCGUGGACGCGUACAACAAGGCCGGGAGAAUCGGGUACUACAACUCGCUGCUGAACCUGCUGCCGGACUACGGCGUCGGCUUUUCCGUUUUGCUGGCUGGCCCGAACCUGCCCGCCAACGCGAACUUCAACCUCGCGGAUGUGCUGGGCGAGCAGUUGUUGCCGGCGUUGGAGGCGGCGGCGCGGGAGCAGGCGCAGGAUACCUAUGGCGGGAGUUACUACUCAAACGGCGGCGGGAACUCGUCACUGAAAAUCACCACCCAGCCUGACCGCCCGGGCCUGGGCAUCGAGAACUGGGUGUCCAACGGGACGGACAUGCAGUAUGUUGCUGUGGUGCUGGCGGCGGGGUACGCGCCCGUGAAUCCCUCGAUUAGACUGUACCCGACGGGUUUGGAGACGACGGUGAUCCCGGGGGAGAUGGAUCGGGAGAAUGGACGGGCGGCGACAAAGGGGAAGAGGGUGGCGUAUAAGGCCGUGUUUGAGGACUUGAACGUGCCGAGCAGGACGCCCCCGAGUAUGUUCUCGACGGACUGUGGGAGCUGGGUCAGCUUGACGGGGGUCACGUAUGGGAGUAUGCCGCUGGAUCAGUUCUUUUUUGAGGUGGAUGGGAGUGGGAGGGUGGUGAGUAUUGAGAAUGCGGCGUUGAGGAUGGUGAUGAGGAAGGGGUGAAGGGAGGAUAUAAGGGGGUCUGUGAAGUGGAAGUCCGGGGCUGGUUGGGGGAGGGAGGGUAGCAGAGGUUGGAAAAUGAUUUGGAUGAUGAACUCCAGGAGAUGGACGUGGAUGCUUUGCUCCAGGGACACUUGUUGGGGACAAAAUGCGCAGAGGGCAGAAGGAUGCAGACGAUAAAAGAGACCGAUGCACUCAAUUUCCGCUGUUUGAUAGUGUUCCUGAAAGUGACACCCGCAUCGGCAUCGCAAAUGCAUUGAAUUCGUACCGACGACAAAUGAGGUUGAGAAAGCAAAGUCGAGCUCGUCGAGCGCGAAGCAUGAUGGUUGUGUUGUUGGUUGUGUUGUAAUGAGAAAUUACGUCACUGUAACUUGUUGUACAUAAUGCAAAGAUCCGACGCUGUAUGUCAACAAAUCCCAAAGGUUGUGUAGUGUAGUGGUUAUCACUCUGGAUUUUGAAACUUCAAAACUUUCAAUUCUUCCAGUAACCCCGGUU
Messenger RNA from Neurospora tetraspora, 2247 nucleotides. Its product is annotated as beta-lactamase/transpeptidase-like protein. Lineage: Eukaryota; Fungi; Ascomycota; Sordariomycetes; Sordariales; Sordariaceae. The record is from RefSeq and is a predicted model, not a curated record. Bases 1 to 1755 code for a protein of 584 amino acids. The transcript is spliced from 3 exons.